Molecule: messenger RNA, 994 nt
Organism: Eutrema salsugineum
Lineage: Eukaryota; Viridiplantae; Streptophyta; Magnoliopsida; Brassicales; Brassicaceae
Product: transcription initiation factor TFIID subunit 11
Exons: 5
Coding region: 148-780 (210 amino acids)
Biological process (GO): transcription initiation at RNA polymerase II promoter; RNA polymerase II preinitiation complex assembly
Cellular component (GO): nucleus; transcription factor TFIID complex
Molecular function (GO): protein heterodimerization activity; transcription coactivator activity
Source: RefSeq, a predicted model, not a curated record
GACUAGAGCAAAAUCGAACAGUCGAAGAAUUUUCCUCUCCGCCUAGAAAAUUUUGGAGCUCCCCAGCUGUGAACAAAGGUCGAUUGAUUCUUGCCACUUGAAAUUGGUCCUGAGUUCUUAAGAAUUCCUCAAAGGUUUUAUAAAGGAAUGAAGCAUUCGAAGGAUCCAUUCGAAGCAGCAAUUGAGGAGGAGCAAGAGGAAUCGCCGCCGGAAUCACCCGUUAGUGGCGGCGGAGGCGGAGGCGGAGGAGAUGGUAGUGACGAGGGUCGAAUUGAAAUCGACCAGACUCCGGAAGAGGAUGAGAGAGAUGUGGGUGUUCGCCGUCAGAUGAAGAAGCCUAAAACCUCCGUUGUUUCUGAAGCUAAGAACAAAGAUGACGACGAAGAAGAAGAGGAAGAGAAUAUGGAAGCUGAGCUAACCAAAUACCCAACCACUGCUGAUCCUGCUAAGAUGGCUAAAAUGCAGAUCAUUUUAUCGCAGUUCACUGAGGAUCAGAUGAGCAGAUAUGAAUCUUUCAGGAGAUCUGCUUUGCAAAAAGGAAACAUGAGGAAGUUGUUACAGGGAGUCAUAGGGAGUCAGAAGAUUAGUAUGCCAAUAACAAUCGUUACCUGUGGUAUCGCAAAGAUGUUUGUUGGUGAACUCGUGGAAACAGCUCGAGUUGUAAUGGGGGAAAGGAAAGAAUCAGGACCUAUCAGACCUUGCCAUAUCAGAGAGUCCUAUCGAAGACUAAAGCUCGAAGGAAAAGUGCCUAAAAGAUCUGUUCCACGCCUUUUCCGCUAAGUCAGAACUCGAGAUAAAAAAGAGAGCUUCUCUUACCCCAAAGACUCAAGCUGGCGAUGUUUUACUGUCAUAAGUAGAAUUGUGGAAUAUGUUUGUUCUUCAGUGUUUGAACUUUGUGACAACUCUCUCUUUGAAUACAAGCCUUUUGCUCAUAACUGCUCAUCUGGUUUUCUGUUGUACGUAAUCUGGAAUCCAAUAAAAUCAUUUUGGUCUU